Daphnia magna is the source of this 1935-nucleotide messenger RNA. It is a transcript of the gene Arfip, whose product is annotated as arfaptin-2. NCBI's taxonomy places the organism in Eukaryota, Metazoa, Arthropoda, Branchiopoda, Diplostraca, Daphniidae. The record is from RefSeq and is a predicted model, not a curated record. Gene Ontology annotation, molecular function: phospholipid binding; protein domain specific binding. Gene Ontology annotation, biological process: regulation of Arp2/3 complex-mediated actin nucleation; intracellular protein transport. Bases 158 to 1243 code for a protein of 361 amino acids. Gene Ontology annotation, cellular component: trans-Golgi network membrane. The transcript is spliced from 4 exons.
CGUUGGUUGCUGUCAUUCUGUCACGAAGUGCCAACCUUUAGUUGUGCUGCAUGUCCGCUGAGUUGUUACAGCAGAUAGUUAAACCUUAAACGGCCAUUAUCUCACUGGACUUCAUAGAAUUUCUCGUCAAAUCUUUUGUUCAGUGUCUAAUCUUGCAAUGUCUCAUCAAGUCGCAUAUCCACUGCCGCAGCAAGCAACAGUCUUCAACGGAGAAUCGUCUCAAUCGACGGAAAGCCAAUUACAAAAGCCGGAUUGUCACACUUCUUUGCUGGAAAAUCAAGAGUCGUACACUGGUGUGGCACAGCUACCUGUAAUGGUAGCAGAAACUCAUCAGGCACCAAGCAUAUUUUCCAGAAGUGUCAGCAUGCCCUUGCCACAGAAUAAUAAUGUGGGAACCAUUCAGAGUUCCCCAGAGUCUUUGUUAGCUAGGGGUGAACAAUCACUUCCUGGUUUGAAUAUAAACAACAGUAGUGAAGUCAGAUCAGCCACAGUAGCAAAAAUUGAACAUCUUAAAAAUUGGAGCAUUUCAACUUACAAGUGCACCAAACAAAUCAUUUCAGAAAAACUAGGGAAAUCUUCAAGAACUGUGGACACAGAACUUGAAUCCCAAAUAGAUCUGCUUCGUGAUGUUCAACGUAAAUACCUUAACAUUCUAAGGUUGUCAAGAGCACUGUCUUCUCAUUUUCAUCAUGUAGUCAGUACUCAGCAAGGAUUGGGAGAGGCUUUUGCUGAUUUGGCCCAAAAGUCUCCUGAGCUGCAGUCAGAAUUCCUUUGCAAUGCUGAAACCCAACGAAGUUUGAGUCGCCAUGGAGAAAUUCUAAUGGCUGCCCUUGAUUUCUUCGUUUCUUCAGUUAAUACGCUAGUGAAUAAAACGAUGGAAGAUACCCUACUUACGGUUAAACGUUAUGAAGCAGCAAGGAUUGAAUACGAUGCAUAUCGUUCCGAUUUGGAGAUCCUUUUGCAGUCACCGGCAUCAGGUCAGACGAAUGCACUAGCUGAUGCACAACUAGCGUACGAUGAACAUAAGGCCGAUUUUGAAAAAUUGCGAGCUGAUGUAUCAGUAAAACUUCGGUUCCUGAAUGAGAAUCGAGUCAAGGUGAUGCAUAAACAGUUGCUACUAUUCCAUAACGCUGUUUCUGCAUAUUUUUCGGGAAAUCAAACAGCGUUAGAAGCAACUCUAAAACAAUUCAAUAUUAAAAUGAAAACUGGUAACAUCGCUCCAUCUUCUUGGUUGGAACAAUAAGAGACACGGAAUUGGAAAAAAAGUUUUCGAUUUGAUUACGUUAAUGCGUAAUUUUUCCUGUUGAAUUACGAUAUUUUGCGUUUUCGAAAUUUCAUGGUUUUACAUUAGCAUUGUUUAACAUUAUUAUUAUAUCUUUCCUCUUGCGAUUUGAAAAAUCUACCAUUUAUUUUCUGAGUUACGGAUGGAACCAGUGAUGUUCCUUCGACCAGCUUCGUCAUUACUACAGUCUAAAUCCCUUGGGAAAAAAGAUGGCUAUUGAUUAUCAAUUUAACCACAACUCUCGUAAGAAAUAUGCAAUCCAACAUUCCCUAGUCACAGAAUUUCGAAAACAGCAGGAAAAUACUUCCCGUCAAUUUUUUUUACUCUGGUUGCAAUCUGAGGGCUCUCACUAUUUCUAAUCACACGUUUAUUCAAUGUUUUGUUAUGUUUUGGUUUUCUCGUCUCGUGUGGAUGUAUCCUACAAUCGAUUUCAUGCUAAACGUCUUUUCCUAACUUCAAUAACAUUAAAAUCAUUGUCCGCAUUUCAAUCGUGCUUUUAAUUGAUUCAAUGUCACCACGUUUUGAUUUCUGAGUCGCUAAGCACAUUUGGAGUAAAGACAUGAUGAAAGCGUCAAGAUAUCUUCGAAAAGUUCUCUUAAUCAUUGCGUCAGUUUACCUGCCAUAUUACAAUAAACGGUUUUGGAAUGUCUGAA